AACUUCUGCGAUAGUUUCUUUCCGUCAAGACUGUGUGACGAGUCUUCGUGGCUGGCUUGGACGUACGAGGCACUGUGUCACCGGCGACACAGUUUCUGCUUUAAUUGUUACAUCGAUACAGCGACUCAACUGACAUCAUAUAUGACGAGGUGGAGUCCCCUUUUGAUAGUUUCGCUUGUUUUGACGUGUAUUAUUCUCAGCUGAUGACAGCAGUCUUACGCUCGCGUGUGCGGCAUGUGUUAAAGAACCAGAAUACAGACACGCUGAAUGUGUGAUGUGAGGCCAGCUGUGGCACUUUCCCGCUGGUUAAACGGAACCGUAUUUCUUGUUUAACUGACCAACAAAAUGCCAGGAAGUGUGUCUGAUUUUGGCUGGAGUGUGACCGGGUCCAUACCCCGUGAGCGUUCGAGCGGCACACUCAGUUUUGUCUUCGGGAAAAAUUCUUUGUGUAUAUCAUCUUUAUCUGACGCUCAUGACUCGGAAAUACCUCCGUGCAGAAUGAUGGACAAGGCAGAAUCAACCGGAAAAGAGGAUUCCCUCAAGAGCGUUUCGUUGCGAGGAUCUGCCAAAUCAUCCCUUUUCAGCUCAACGGCGGGAAACACGAACGCGAGCAAAACGUUAUCAGAAAAAAGAAGCAACGAAUUCUGUGGCACAGCUAGUGCAACACCAACAUUCGUCAGCACGUCACCAGAAACGCUGGGAGACCCGCAAUCUUCCCCACCCAAAAGCCGGAUGUCUUCGACCAAACGAAAGAUUAACGAGAAAAUCUUGAACUCCUCACAUUCUCUGUCUACAACAGCCUCAUCCUCUCCAGAUCCGUUCGCAAGCGCGGUGGCCCCCUCGAUUGAAUCCUCAGGCAUAGAUAGUACAUUCCGGUCCGUGUCUGAGAGCAUCUCGAGGAACAGCGAGAAGCAUCAAAGUUUCGGCUUGUCAAUAUCGUUUGCAGCCUCUGGUACAGGUGUGAUGGGCACAAGGAAGAGCUCAGCAACAAGAACAAAUCGACGGAACAAUGGCGGGACAGGCGGACAAGAAACGUCAGCAGAAAGCCGCAGCGUAUUUUCAAACGCAUGCUAUUGGAGUCCUUGUCGCAACCCGCAGAUAGCGGGUGGCUUUCACCCCAACGGCUGGUUUCUCUGGACGGUGGUGCCUGCGUACGUCGUGUACAGAGUUGUGAGAAAAGUUCUCGACUGGGUGUUCACACCUGAGGGUCCUGAGGAAGGCAGCCCGGAGGCACUAGCCAUGAGGAAGAGAGAGGAGAAACUCCAGAGAAAACUGAAGAGUGGACGUGUGCAGCUCAUUAGAUGAGACAAAAAGAAGAACUGUCCCUGGCGGACGAACAGUUAACCAGGUGUCUCUGGUCGCACGCACCUGCGAACAGUUGUGUAGCUGUGGGGAAGUUGACGCGUGUUUUUUUUGACAACGGUGCGAAGUCCUGAGGCGCACGGAGAGGAAAGGUUCAAAAAACUGAUUUCAUCAGAGGAAAACACACGGCGUGACUGCACUUGAGCAAGCGGCGGACACACUCGCAUUUGUAGUUCGGUUUAAAGUUUCCUUCGGGUGCUGUUUUCCAGCAGUAUGGCUCGUGUCGCGGUCCGUUGUUGACAGCCGAGCACUCGAACUCAAAAAAGCAGGAACAUUUUUUCUAAUUUUCAGUCAGG
Messenger RNA from Toxoplasma gondii ME49, 1658 nucleotides. RefSeq lists its product as hypothetical. The transcript has 3 exons. The record is from RefSeq and is a predicted model, not a curated record. Bases 346 to 1305 code for a protein of 319 amino acids. NCBI's taxonomy places the organism in Eukaryota, Apicomplexa, Conoidasida, Eucoccidiorida, Sarcocystidae.